AUGUUUCCAGUCAUUUCCGCUUCAGCGAAUCAGCAGGAAAUUUCAUAAAAGUGAUGUCGUGAUGUUGACGCUUGUCACCGUUUGUUCUACAACAUCUCUUACCUCUGUCGUAUUGAUAUGGCUGUUUCAACAUGUCAGAUCACCUUCAUCUCUUGCAUCGUCCUCUGCAUGUCUUUAUUCCUACCUAAAUUAUUUUUACCCAGAUUGAAGAAAGAAACAGUGCAGUCGGAGGUUGGACCAGGGCAUUUUCCUCCCCCACAACACAGACAUUCAUUCUCUGAAGAUCAUGAUCACUGGGACACAGACUCCCAUUACAUCAAGCAUUAUAACCCUGAGGCCAUUGCUAGAGCCAAAGGUGUUGGCAAGCCAAAUCUCCUGGGCCAGGUCAUCCCCGUCUAUGGCUUUGGCAUCUUCCUUUAUAUCAUCUACUUGUUCUUUAAACUGACCUCUAAGGAUAAACCUCAUCGACAAGGGUGCAGAUUCCCUAUACUGCAGUCAGAAUACACUUUUGAAGAGAUGCCUACUUGUCAGCUGGUGCAGAUGCAGGCCAGAAUGAGUGAAAAAGCCAGAGAAAAGAAAAUAUCUAAAGUUGUCCACCUAUCUUUCAGGUCACGCAGGGGCACACGGAGGCGUGAGGAGAGAAAUCUCAAACAGUUAAAGGAGAUCACCCAAAUGAUGCGGGAGAGACAGCUUUGAGAGGGAGCCUCGCCGGAGGAGGAGGCAGAGGAGGCCCCUUACACUGCAGAUUGGGAAGGCUAUCCAGAGGAGACCUACCCAGAGUUUGACAUGCCCUCCCACAGAGACAUAUUUCCUAGUGUUAUACUUGAAGAACCUGACCAAGUCAUACCCACAGCAGAGAAGCUUGCUGAGAGAUUGGAGAAGGAAGAAGAGGAGGAGAAUGAGCCUGAUGAUGUGUGUACUAAUGAGGAGGUAAAAGAGGAAAAUAAUGAGGGAGAAAAAGAAGAGGAUGACAAAGAUGAAGAAGAAGAAGAUGAGGAGGAGGAUGAGAUUGGAGAAGACCAGCUCUGUCUUCCUAAAAGUAUUGAUGAGGAUGAUGAGAAACUUGAAUACCCAGGUGAAAAAGAAGAGGAACAGAAACCAAGCAGGAGAAGACGACAAAUCACUUUUAGUGAUCACAGACACGUCUUCCAUUAUCCAAAGGGUGGAGCUGUUGGCUGCAAGUAUGAGGAAGAGGAUGAAGAAGAACUUAAUGGAGAAGAAGAGGAUAAUGAUAAUGAAGGGAAUGAAGAGGAAGAAAAUGGUGAUGAUAAAGACUGUGAAGAAGAAGAGGAGGAAGAUCAACGUAAUGAAGAUGGACAGGGUGAGACCAAGAAGGAGGAGGAUCCCCUAAUGGAGGCGGAGAGUCUGGGAUUCAAUGAUAAAGUGGAAUGUCAUCCUGAGGAACAGGAAGUAGACCUCAUUGUUGAGGUAACCGUCAUCUCAAUCAAGUCAGAGUCUUCCAAAGCUCAAACCUCUGGGACUCUUAGAAUGCGUCACAAGAAACAAAAGGUGAAGAAGUGACGAGCUUGUCAAAAAAAAACAAUAGUCUUCUGUUCGAAUACCCUUUAGUUCAAACAUACCUUACUGUGAAUCUUUCUUGCUUCACUUAAGGAAACACUUUCUCUGUAACCAUUUAGGCUUUUCUAAGAUUUCAUUAAUCUGUUUCCAAGAACAUCUAGAUAAUAUUUUAGAGUAUGUUGUGUCAAAAAUAGGCACUUUUAAGACCUUUUUUCCAAAGAAAAUCUUUGCCAAUAAAACAAUUGUGAACAGAAGUAUCUUUUUAUGAACAU
Messenger RNA from Cyprinus carpio (common carp), 1790 nucleotides. RefSeq names its product RIC3 acetylcholine receptor chaperone a (gene ric3a). Lineage: Eukaryota; Metazoa; Chordata; Actinopteri; Cypriniformes; Cyprinidae. Gene Ontology annotation, cellular component: neuronal cell body; neuron projection; intracellular membrane-bounded organelle. The record is from RefSeq and is a predicted model, not a curated record. Gene Ontology annotation, biological process: synaptic transmission, cholinergic; protein localization to cell surface.